AAUGGGAUAGGCCUAAUCCCAACCAAGCAGUGCAAGUGAUCUGUCUCCUAAUCCCAACCAAGCAGUGCAAGUGAUCUGUCUUUUAUUAUUUUUUAGUGGGGGUCACUUCAGGGUAACAAAUCUUUGCCUAUAAAAGGACACCACUCCUAAACAAAACCAAGUGUGACUACUAGUAAGAGCUACUAAGAAAUUCAAUAUAUAACAUAUUUCUUUUCAGUUUUUCCAACUCUUUUCGGUACUGUUGAGACAGUUGGAAAAGAAAUGGAGGGAAAGAUGAGUUUGACAGUUGCGGAUGCUGUAAACUACAAGGGUCUACCUGCUGAUAGAUCUAUAACUGGUGGUUGGGUGCCUGCUGCUCUUGUCUUGGGGAUUGAAAUAAAUGAAAGGCUUUCAACAAUGGGGAUAGCAGUAAAUCUAGUUACAUACUUGGGUGGUACCAUGCAUCUACCAAGUGCAGCAUCAGCCAAUAUAGUGACAGAUUUUAUGGGCACAGCAUUUCUCCUCUGCCUCCUUGGAGGUUUUCUUGCUGAUUCCUUCCUUGGAAGAUACAAAACCAUCGCAAUCUUUGCUAUUAUACAGUCACUGGGAACUGGCAUGUUAACAGUGACGACGGGGUUGCCACAGUUGAGGCCACCUCCUUGUCAUCCUCAUGAGAGCUGCAAAGCAGCAAAUGGAUUCCAGAUGGGAAUUCUAUACAUAGCCUUAUAUCUAAUAGCACUAGGCACUGGGGGCUUAAAAUCUAGUGUGUCUGGAUUUGGAACGGAUCAAUUUGAUGAGAAAGACGAGAAGGAAAAAUCGCAAAUGGCCUAUUUCUUCAACAGAUUCUUCUUGUUCAUCAGCAUAGGAACUUUGUUGGCAGUUACGGUGCUUGUUUACGUUCAAGAUGAAGUUGGAAGAAGCUGGGCUUAUGGUAUUUGCUGCAUAUCCAUGUUAAUUGCUAUCGUAAUCUUCUUCUCGGGUACUAAAAGGUACCGCUACAAGAGAUGCUCUGGCAGUCCGAUAGUCCAAAUAUUUCAAGUCAUAUUGGCUGCUACAAGGAAAAAGAAUAUGGAUGUCCCAUAUGAUGUUGGCAUGCUUUACGAGACUAAUCAAGAGGCUUUAGGGAUCCAACACAGUGAACAAUUCCGCUUUCUGGACAAGGCUGCUAUUGUAGCACAAGGCGAUUUUGAGGACCAUUCUAACUCUGCUCCAAAUCCGUGGAAGCUGUGCACAGUGACCAGGGUGGAGGAAGUAAAAAUGAUGGCCAGGCUAAUCCCAAUUUGGGCCACAACUAUACUUUUCUGGACGACCUAUGCACAAAUGAUUACGUUUUCUGUUGAACAAGCUGCCACCAUGGAACGAUCAAUUGGCAAAUUCACAAUUCCAGCAGGCUCUCUUACCGUCUUCUUUGUCUCUGCCAUCUUAAUCACUUUGGCUAUUUAUGACCGAUUUAUCAUGCCACUCUGGCAGAAACUGAAGCGAAAACCAGGUUUUACCAGCCUUCAAAAAAUAGCCAUAGGGCUUGUUCUUUCUACCAUGGGGAUGGGAAUAGCUGCUCUAGUUGAGAUGAAAAGAUUGUCAGUGGCAAAGUCUACCAGGCGCAACAUGUCAACAGUGCCUAUUAGUGUAUUCUUUUUGAUCCCACAAUUCUUUUUGGUGGGAGCUGGGGAAGGAUUCAUAUACACAGGCCAACUCGAUUUCUUCAUAACAGAGUCACCAAAAGGGAUGAAAACCAUGAGCACUGGGCUUUUCUUGACAACCCUUUCUCUUGGUUUCUUUUUUAGCAGUUUCUUAGUCUCUAUUAUCAAAAAGGUGACAGGAACCAAUGGUGGUGAUGGCUGGCUUGCAGACAACAUAAAUUACGGAAGGCUUGAUCUUUUCUAUGGACUUCUUGCUAUAUUGGGAGCCAUAAACUUUGUGCUUUACCUAAUUUGUGCAACAUGGUUCAAGCCAAGGAAGUCUAAAUCUGCCUUACAGAUGGAGACUAUGAACAAUGGAAAUACUGCUGAUGACAAGUGCUAGAAUUUGGUUUAUGUCGUUUCGCCAACGAUGUUUUCAGUUAUCCUCUCUUACUUCUAUUAACUAUAGUACAGUGAGAGGAAUUUUAGUCUAUCUUUAGAUGUGUUCUCUAUUAAUAGUCUUUGGAGUUGAUUGUAUGAUUUCGCUUUUCCCUGUUAUGUUAUUCUCUUUUGAUAAAACAUCAA
Lycium ferocissimum is the source of this 2183-nucleotide messenger RNA. RefSeq names its product protein NRT1/ PTR FAMILY 6.2-like. Bases 262 to 2001 code for a protein of 579 amino acids. The record is from RefSeq and is a predicted model, not a curated record. Lineage: Eukaryota; Viridiplantae; Streptophyta; Magnoliopsida; Solanales; Solanaceae. Gene Ontology annotation, biological process: oligopeptide transport; transmembrane transport. The transcript has 5 exons. Gene Ontology annotation, molecular function: transmembrane transporter activity. Gene Ontology annotation, cellular component: membrane.